Molecule: messenger RNA, 1286 nt
Organism: Durotheca rogersii
Lineage: Eukaryota; Fungi; Ascomycota; Sordariomycetes; Xylariales; Xylariaceae
Exons: 1
Coding region: 267-845 (192 amino acids)
Source: RefSeq, a predicted model, not a curated record
GGCAGCCUCGACGAACCCCGCGACGCCCCCCUACGAUACCCGCCGCCUGCGAUGUCAUCGUGACUAAGCCGCGCUUGGUGCCACGCACCUCCCGAAAUGCAUACUCCAACGUUGCUAAUGCCUGCCUACAUGCCUAUAUUAGGUGCCGUGCCUAUAGCAACUCCAUGCACCUGCAUACACAUGCAGACAUGCAGGCAACAUGCACGUAGACCAGAUUAUACCUGUACGGAGACGGGACGAUCGCGAUAGGGUAGAGGUACCUGCCUAUGGCAGGCCUUGCGUCGAUCUCGACCCUUCCCACCGCCCAUCCACAUCCCAUGCAAGGCAUCGGAUCUCAGCUCUCCUCAUCCGAUCCGCACCCUACCCGCCAGCGCACCGCCCACCGUCACGGUUACACCUCUCGAACCUCGACGCGUCCAGCCGUCGCCGCCAUGUCGCACCCCGUGCCGCCGUCGCAGCCUGUCCGCCUGACCAAAGCCGCCAGCAUCGUGCCGUCGGGCGGCCAGACCGCGGGCAUGGUGCGGUCCAACGCCAUCGUCGACCAGUGUGACGGCAUCUGCGCCACCCACAUGCUGGCCCUGCCGCGCACCGCCUCUGCCGUCCACCACCACGGCCCCCAGGACACCGUCGUCUACGCCGUCAGGGGCCGCGGCAGCGUCGUCAGCGAAGGCGGCGCCCGCCGCCUCCACCUCGAGCCCGGCGACUUCGCCCUCAUCCCCGCCUUCGCCGAGCACCAGGAGGUCAACGACAGCGACGAGGAGGUCGUUUGGGCCAUCGUUCGUAGCGGCCGCGUCCCCGUCGUCGUCAACCUGACCGGCUGGAAUGGCGAGCCCGUCGAGGGGUGACCUCUCUCUUCGGAUCGUCCUGUUGCGUAUGCGUAUAGGUAUAUGGGUGUGUGUGUUGGUGUGUAUAUGUGUACGUAAUACGUGUGUAGAUAUGGUAGGAACAGGGAGGAACAGGGACGGGAGAAUAACCUCGGUUUUCUUCCGCACGUCUCCAUUCGUAUGGCUGGCGGAAUGCACGCCGAUGCACCCGUGCCGUAACACCCGAGCGAUAUCCCCCGAUGUCGAAAUGUUGAAUGCCUCAUUGGGCUUGUAUGUAUGUGUAUGUGUGUAUGUUUGUAUAUAUACGGCACCCAAGAGAUAUUCAUGAUACCAUCCGUCCGUCGCCCCUUGUACCCAACCGGUCGACUCCGUACGCUUCCGCACCUCUACUUCUAAAUUCCUUUAUCUCGUCUUCACACCAUCUCAUCCCACCACUCCUUACCCCCCCCUUCGUUCCCCCGC